CAAAACGGCGGGACGAAGCAACAUGAGGCGCGCCCGAGACGGGUAUAACUAUCAACCAGUUCCAAGAGUGGCCACAGAAGAUGCCCUGGAAUACGAAAAUGAACGUAUGGCGGAAGAGCUGAGUGGAAAGAUAUCUUCUCUAAAAGAUAUAUCUAUUGAGCUGGGCAAUGAAGUGCGGUAUCAAGAGAAACUGCUGCGUGGACUUGAUGAUGAUGUGGACAGGAGUUCAGGCUUCCUUGGCAAAACAAUGGGCCGUGUUCUGAGACUGGGCAAAGGAAAUCACAAUUAUUACAUAUUUUAUUUAUUUCUAUUUGCAAUUUUCGUAUUCUUUUUGCUUUACAUUGUACUUAAAUUUAGGUGAUGUGAUAAUAUAUUUGUACUAUUCAUAAACUAUUCAUUCCUGUGUAUUUAUGUGAAACAUUCUUCCCUUGUAAAUAAAGAUCUUUAUCCUAUAGAUUAUUUGUAUAA
Molecule: messenger RNA, 468 nt
Organism: Trichoplusia ni (cabbage looper)
Lineage: Eukaryota; Metazoa; Arthropoda; Insecta; Lepidoptera; Noctuidae
Gene: Bet1
Product: BET1 homolog
Exons: 1
Coding region: 23-361 (112 amino acids)
Biological process (GO): vesicle fusion with Golgi apparatus; endoplasmic reticulum to Golgi vesicle-mediated transport
Cellular component (GO): Golgi trans cisterna; SNARE complex
Molecular function (GO): SNAP receptor activity
Source: RefSeq, a predicted model, not a curated record